UUGCAGCUGACCGGAGAUAGAAGGGGAGAGACAGACGUGCGUGUGAGAAAGACGUGAAACGUCAGACAGUAAAAAAAAAAAAAAGCUUUUAUUUAACUCGACAGUACAAAUUCUUUAACGGUGAUCUUAAUUCUUAUAAUUAAUAAUCGGCGGAACGUAAAAUGCUGACAGGAAUAAUCGACGGUACUCAGUUGUGUUGUGAAGAUGACAAUUUCACGGUCGGACGCACGCCUAUCGAGGACGACAUUGCCCAGAGUCAGCUGACUUCUUUGAUGCGGACUUCCUAUGGUAUCGUGGUCCCGAUCAUACUGUCCAUCGGCGUUUUGGGCAAUGCGGCAAUCUUGGCUGUGCUGUCCAGUCCAGUGUUUCGCGGUAUCGCGUACUUGUAUCUCAGUGGACUCGCGCUGGCGCACAUCGGUGUUAUCCUGUCUUGGAUAACGAUCACGCUGAGAUUAAGCUACGGCAUGAGCAAUAAUUACCCGGCAGCUUUCUACCAUGCUCAUCUUGAGCUCGUUAUUCUGAACGCCUUCUCGGCCGCCAGUGUUUUUAUCAUGGUCUGCUUAAUUGUAGACCGAUACAUUUUUGUAUUUUUCCCGGCGCGUAUUCGCCCCGGAAACACUCGCAAGAACGUCAACUCCUUCAUACUGUGUUCCUUUAUUGCUGGCUUCAUGAUCAGUGGCCCGCUGUCGGUUAUGAGAAUCGUUCGUGCAGAGCAAGAUGAAUUCGGUACUUCUUUUAUAUUACGUGAAAAUGUGCUCGUUACGCAAAACAGGAUAUGGAGAAUAUAUAUUUGGAUAAUGGCGAUCGCAGUGCGAAUAUGUCCGUCGAUCAUAUUUAUUGUAUUGAAUAGCCUGGUCAUUAAGAGGUUUCUGCAGCUGAAUGCGCAAACCCGACAUUUCCAUGCCGUUUCAGACAAGCUUCGGGCCAACAAGCCUGAUACGUCGUUAUUAUCUCGCAAUCGAGGAUACAGAGAGGAGCAACACUUGGCGAUAUUGACGACAACCAUGAUUCUAUGCUUCUUUAUGACGGCAGUUCCGCCAAGUCUUACGUCCAUGCUCUACGCCGAUCGUCAUCCGUUGGACUUUGAUUAUCAAACCUUCCGGGUGUGUUCAGCGAUCAUCGAACUCAGCAAUUACGCCGUUUACAUUUUUAUAUAUCUUAUCUGCAGUGCACAAUUUCGAAGAGAAUUGCUGCGAAUUCUACAGGGAAAAUGUAACGAGAGUAGGGGGCAAGACAUUGAUCAGCCGAUAGGCGAGAUUGAAGACUACAGCCGGCACGGCACUACCGUUCGACUGUCACCGGAACAUACCAAAUUGAAUUCCCCCGAGUCGCCGACCAAGGAAACCAAAAUGGAGGAGGACGUGCAACCAUCAGAUGCAAACGAGCUAAUGCUAGAAAAUCGUGGUGUUACCGUAUAAUUGUACCCGCUGCGCGCUGAAAUCAAAGACAAUCGUUCGUUUGUAUUAUUUAUUAUAUGUAUUUAUAUGUAUUAUAUUAUUGUACAUUUUUAAUGCGUCCACAAUGGAAUUUUGUGUAUAAUUAGUAGCUCUGAGUUAAUGUACGAAAUAUUAAUUGUUGCGAGUAUUAUAAUUCUGUAUAAUACUAAUGUAUGUAUAUCAAUUUCUGUAUUAUAAUAUAAUACUAUAUAAUUUGGA
Messenger RNA from Monomorium pharaonis (pharaoh ant), 1655 nucleotides. Its product is annotated as probable G-protein coupled receptor B0563.6. Gene Ontology annotation, molecular function: G protein-coupled receptor activity. Lineage: Eukaryota; Metazoa; Arthropoda; Insecta; Hymenoptera; Formicidae. The record is from RefSeq and is a predicted model, not a curated record. Gene Ontology annotation, cellular component: membrane. Bases 162 to 1418 code for a protein of 418 amino acids. The transcript has 6 exons. Gene Ontology annotation, biological process: G protein-coupled receptor signaling pathway.